Messenger RNA from Scophthalmus maximus (turbot), 2634 nucleotides. Its product is annotated as gap junction alpha-8 protein. The record is from RefSeq and is a predicted model, not a curated record. The transcript is spliced from 7 exons. Bases 10 to 1962 code for a protein of 650 amino acids. Gene Ontology annotation, biological process: cell communication. Lineage: Eukaryota; Metazoa; Chordata; Actinopteri; Pleuronectiformes; Scophthalmidae. Gene Ontology annotation, cellular component: connexin complex.
GGACCGAUCAUGGGUGACUGGAGCUUUCUGGGUAAUAUUUUAGAGGAAGUCAACGAGCACUCUACGGUGAUCGGCCGGGUGUGGCUCACGGUGCUUUUCAUCUUCCGUAUCCUCAUCCUGGGCACGGCGGCGGAGUUUGUGUGGGGUGAUGAGCAGUCUGACUAUGUCUGCAACACACAGCAGCCUGGAUGUGAGAACGUGUGCUACGACGAGGCCUUCCCCAUCUCCCACAUUCGCCUGUGGGUGCUGCAGAUCAUCUUUGUGUCCACACCUUCUCUGGUGUACGUGGGUCACGCCGUGCACCAUGUCCACAUGGAGGAGAAACGUAAAGAGCGCGAGGAGGCAGAGCUGAGCCGGCAGCAGGAGCUGAGUGAAGAGCGUCUCCCUCUGGCACCCGAUCAGGGGAGCGUCCGCACCACUAAAGAGACCAGUACGAAGGGCAGCAAGAAGUUCCGGCUGGAGGGCACCCUGCUGAGGACCUACAUCUGCCACAUCAUCUUCAAGACACUGUUUGAGGUGGGCUUCGUGGUGGGCCAGUACUUCCUGUAUGGCUUUCGCAUUCUGCCACUGUACAAGUGCAGCCGUUGGCCCUGUCCCAACACGGUGGACUGCUUUGUGUCACGCCCCACGGAGAAGACCGUCUUUAUCAUCUUCAUGUUGGCUGUGGCAUGUGUCUCACUCUUCCUCAACUUUGUGGAGAUCAGUCACCUGGGCCUGAAGAAGAUUCGAUUUGUCUUUCGUAAGCCAGCCCCAGCCCCGGCCCAAGGUGAGGGCUCGGCCCCCCUACCGCCACAAGGGAAGGGCCUGCCCCCGCUGGCUGUGUCCUCCCUGCAGAGGGCGAAAGGUUACAGGUUGCUGGAGGAGGAGAAAGCUCCCCCUGUAACUCACCUCUACCCGCUGGCUGAGGUGGGCAUGGAGGCUGGCAGAGGGGCCCCACCCUUCCAGGGGCUGGAGGAGAAGGGGGAGGAGGUGCUGCCAAUGGACGACAUCUCUAAGGUGUAUGACGAGACUCUGCCCACUUACGCCCAGACCACUGACACAGGGGGGGUGACAUUACACGAGGAGGAGGCAGAGGAGGUUCAGCCAGCAGAGGUGGAAGCAGAAAGGGUGGAGGAGGCUGUGGAUGAGGAUGUGGAGGAGGCAGUAAACAGGGAGGGGGUAACCGCGGCGGAGGCGGCAAUGGAGGCCACGGAUACGAUAGAAGACACCAGACCGCUGAGCCGACUGAGCAAAGCCAGCAGCAGGGCCAGUUGGGCCCCAACUGUCAUUCCCAAUUCAGAAAGUGACAUACUGCAAAUGCAGCAUGUGGCGUCAAACAUUGUGGGUGCGAUGGAAAACUUUUCUAGAUAUUUGAGCAUCGACGGGACAUUGACCGUGAUGUAUUGCAUGUUCUGGAUUUUCUCGCCUGCAGACGGCGACACCCUCUCAGUGGUGGCGGGCAGCAGAGUGAUGCUGCACUGUGACAAGUCCAGCGACGAGCUCCAACAGGUCACUUGGCGAAUGAACAGGGUUCAGCUAAUCAGCUUCACGCCAGGGCGACCCCUGCACGCCGGAGAGGAGGCUGAACGUCUGAAGAUAAACAUAUCUCUAUCCCAGAGCGAGCUGUACGCACUGGUCAUAGAGAGCGCCCACAAGUCACACGCAGGAAACUACACCUGUGACAUCGCCACGCUCACAGGAGUGUGGGAGAAGGAGUGGGAGCUGAUAAUCACAGAGCCCAAAGGAAACUGGAAUAAGCACCUAAUUGCUGUGGCAACAGUUGUUCCUUGUGUGUGUUUCCUGAUCUUUGUAUUUACUUUUGCGGUUCUGCAAAGAGCCUACAGUUGGCAUGGAGGACAUAACAAUCAGCCUGCUACAACAAUGCAGGAGGAAACAGAUACUAUUUAUGAGAACUGCCUGGAAAUAGACGUUAGACAUCAACUCAAACGUCAGACAUUACAAGGCCCGAGCUCACCCAUGUGAGUGCCGCCCCGAAGUGCAGUUCAAAGACUCAAAAGGGAAGGAGACGACAAAAAAUGUUCAUAGAAGAAACAUAAAAGAAAACCUGCCUCUUAUUUCAUGUACAAUUUGAAACUGUUUUGUCAAGAAAUGUACUAUGUGUAAUGGAGUAUAAUUAUUGCUGAAAGGUGCAUUAAAAUGUUUUUCUUUUAUUUCGGGCCACUUACACCAUUACCUUCAUCGUGUGAAUGUGUAAGAUAAUAGUUCAUUGUUGAGCUGAGGUGAGCAGAAGAUCCCACAAGCAUUGGAUCUGUUUUUGAUAUAUAUAAAAAUAUAUAUAUUGAUUAGGGCAGAUUUAAAUAGAAUAAGAGAUACUGCAAGGUUCCAUGGAACAAAGAGCGGCUGUAUCAGUUGUAAACUGCCAAAGAUGAAUGAGAUUAUGUACUAAAAAUUACCAUAACCACAGAAGACAACCCACAGUAUUUGUCAUGUUUUAAAUAUACAUUACAGUGAGGCAAGUGGCAGCAGUGUGGGUGGUAAAGGAAGUCUGUGUGUUAUGUUGGGUCAAAUGAAUUAAAAUAUGCAAUGUAAUUUCUUUGCUUUUUGAUUGUUAAGAUUUGGAAAUCAGCUAUAAAAAUAGUGAACAAUAUGCUGCUGAUAAAUAUGCAGAUAAUAAAAGUAAAUGUAGACAUACAA